UAAAACAACCGUUCAAAUGACUACGUUCGUUCACAAACGGCAAAUCGCUUACCGGAAGCGGAUGUUCGUAGAGACUGUGCGCGGCUUCAUCGGUGGUCCGCAUCGUGUUGCAGAUCUCUAUGGGAGCAACACAGCUGAAGUUUGACCACUCGGAGGAGCUGUGAUUGCACCUGGGGACGUCGUACUUCAGUACCCGCUGUAAAGAUGUCCGACCUUCUCUUGAACAUGUCCUUCUCUGAAGACACUACUGUGCUUUCAAGAAAAGCAAAGAAAAGCGGGUUCCGUGGGAAAUCAGGGCAAUGGCGGAACGUCAAAAAUGGGAGCAAGUUCGGCAGGCGCCAAAAUAGGUGGUCCCAAGAGACGCAAAGGCCCAACCAGGAGUAUUCCCAGGGAACUCGCUACAAGAAGCCUUCACAAAGCGCACAGGCAGAAGCACUGAUCAGGAGACACAUUGAGAAUAAUCACUUCAGAAAAGGUGCCAACAAAAAUAAUACAUUCCCAAAGCAAAAGUUCACAUCGGCCGGGCGUCCGUCAUGUCACCCGUCCUCGAGCCGUCGGCCUUGUUCGGGCGCGACCAGCAAGUGCGUCGCCAUCGACUGCGAGAUGGUCGGCGCCGGCGCCAAGGGACACCUCAGCCUGCUGGCACGCUGCAGCGUGGUGUCCUACGACGGCGACGUGAUGUACGACAAGUUCAUCAAGCCCGCCAUGGCCAUCACUAACUACCGCACGCGCUGGAGCGGCAUCCGAGCCCGUGACCUUGUCAACGCUACGCCCUUCCACCAAGCCAGAAAAGAGAUACUGAAGCUUCUCGAGGGCAAGGUGGUGAUCGGCCACGCCAUCCACAACGACUUCAAAUGCCUUCAAUACUCGCACCCGGCAGCCCUGACCAGGGACACGUCCUGCAGUCCGGUGCUCAACCUGAAGGCGGGCUUCCAGGAGAAGGACAUCAUCUCCCUGAAGAGGCUCACCAAGGCCCUUUUUGACCGCGACAUCCAGAUGGGGAGGAUGGGCCACUCCUCGGUGGAGGACGCUCAAGCCACCAUGGAGCUCUACAAAGCGGUGGAGGAUGAGUGGGAGCUGAAGCUGGCCCCACGCAAGCCGUGAGCAGCAGAGGCAGCCGAUGAACACGUGCAGGUGUCAUAAUGUUACCACCGUGCGCGGCGGCCAAAUGCUUCCUUACCUGAGCGCAGGUAAACCUCGAGCAACAUCUGGCGCCAGCGUUUCCUCGCACAACCUGGGGGAAGAAAAAGGACUUGAUUUAGGUCAAAAGUUUAAUGAACAGCUCUCGAUGCUUCCGCUUGUUUAUUUGCACCCGUCUUGUAUGCGUUUUUAAUGUUCUCACUCGUGUGGGGGAAAAACAGUUGUUAGGAACUGUUGAGGCUGCGAUAAUUAACAAUCUAAAAAUAAUGAGAAUUGUAAUUGGAAUAAAAAAAAACGGAAUGUUAUUAAAAACUGAAUGCAGUGUUCCCUCGUCA
Nerophis ophidion (straightnose pipefish) is the source of this 1475-nucleotide messenger RNA. It is a transcript of the gene isg20l2, whose product is annotated as interferon stimulated exonuclease gene 20-like 2. The coding region runs from base 205 to 1104 and encodes 299 amino acids. Gene Ontology annotation, cellular component: nucleus. Gene Ontology annotation, molecular function: exonuclease activity; nucleic acid binding. The transcript has 4 exons. The record is from RefSeq and is a predicted model, not a curated record. NCBI's taxonomy places the organism in Eukaryota, Metazoa, Chordata, Actinopteri, Syngnathiformes, Syngnathidae.